This is a messenger RNA of Phytophthora sojae, 411 nucleotides long. RefSeq lists its product as hypothetical. The record is from RefSeq and is a predicted model, not a curated record. Gene Ontology annotation, molecular function: zinc ion binding. NCBI's taxonomy places the organism in Eukaryota, Oomycota, Peronosporomycetes, Peronosporales, Peronosporaceae. The coding region runs from base 1 to 411 and encodes 136 amino acids. The transcript has a single exon.
AUGCUUACGCCAAGGAAUGGAUCUGUCUCGCGCGUCGGCAAGAUCCCCCCGUUUCGCCGUACUGUGGACUUGGAUACCAAUCGCUGCACGUGCACAUACAUGGAUCAACACCAGAUUCCAUGCAAGCACAUGCUCACCGUACUAAAUGUAGUCGGUGAGCUGGAGUCGGCUUAUUCAGGCUUUGGAUCGUGUUACAUGAUCGAAAGCUACUCAAAAGCGUUUUCGGCAGCCUCCGUGAUGAUUCCAGCUUCUACCGAGCUUACUAGAGCCCCGCUACUACCUGCCCAGAGAAAUAAAACACCUCGCGGAAGAAAGCGCGUCAAACGAAUCCCUAGUGCUGGUGAAAGCAGACCGACUCGCGCUCAACACUGCACAAACUGCGGCGAACCCAGCCAUAACCGCAAAACAUGA